UACAGGACACGUCCUAUCCCCUAGCCCAAUACGGACUCCUUGAUGUACACAGCCCCGUGGCCCCGGGUCUGACAGUUUUUUCACUGAUAUUUUUGCAUUGCUCAGCUGGCCUACUGCAUAAUAUGCUGUAUUGACCAUCUCAGGACUAGUAACAGGAGUAAUACUAGUGAGCAGCUAUUCAUCUCUACAAGUAUGUUCUGCAUUUGUUUGGGCCAUCGGUGGGCUACAAGCCUACAGCUGUUAAACAUUCAAAAGAUUUUAUAGUCAUGUUCUUACCUCUGUUUAUAUUUUGAUGCUUCGUAGAUGCAUGUAGUGUCCACUUUGCAUGUCUUAGGUGACAGUAGUUCCUGGACAGAAUGCCCAGUUUUGUUGAAAAGGGAUGAAGAGUAGUAUAUAACUGCUUCCUUUGAGGUCCCACUGCUGCUUUCGCGGCAAUUGUAUAUACAGUGGGUACCAGUUUGAUGCCUGAAUAGGAUACUUAAUGCUAUAGCAUUACUUUGUUAACCAUCUCAGUUGUGUGUUUGUAGGAUGCUUUUGUUUUGUAUAUUAAGUGUAUUUCUUCUUUCGUUUGCUAUUGUUAUUGUUCUUUGACAUCUCUGCAACUGCAAGGUCUGUCCUGGUUAAUACUUGUUACAUUGAUAUCACUGGAGUGUUUGAUAUCAUCACCGUGGUUUCCUGGUUGACUUGAUCCAAGGUACUGUUUAACUGCACAGUUUGAGAAACCAUUUUUCACUGAUGUUUAAGGUGGUACCUUGCUGAUUGUAUUAAACAUCACUAGGCUUUCUGGAUUAACAUACAGGAGUACCAGCACAUUUCCAUGAGCUAGUGUAAUUGAAAACCUGCAGGUUAUGUAUUAGGUUUGGCAGUUGGUGGGCUAGAACUCCAACCAUGUAUUCUAAAUCCCACGCUGUGUUCAAUGCUGUUUGAUAUUGUGAGUAAUUUGUUGGUUCUGAUGCUAUUACCUUUUUGCGUGUAAUAAUCGGAUCCUACUAUUUCCUGAUGUGGCAGACAAGAGCGCCUGGUUUUGCUGAAAAGGGUUAAGGCUCUGCACCUGAUGCCUUUGCGGUCCAACUGCCUUUUUUAUUUUUUGAUAAACAAGGUCCAACUGCUUUUGAGGCUUUGACCUGAGAACCUGUGGUGUCUCUGAAACGGUAUGCCGUGGACAUGGUGCAAUUACAUUGGUUUUCAGUUCUUGCUGUUGCUGGCGAAAUGUCUCUGAAAUCAGUGAUGUCAAGUGUCUGCUACCACAUUGAGGUCGUAGCUAUGCAUUUUCUUGGAAAGAACCGCUUGUUUUCUGAAGAAGACACAUUCCAACACCACAAUCAUGGUGGGAAAUGGUCGUCGCGCAUCCGUCUCUGACAGACUGGAUGUUUUCUGAUCCAGGAACCAUGAUUGCAUCCGGAAUACUGGAACAGCAUUACAGCAAAGAAAAACCACUUGUGCGUGGUCAUGCCAGAAGAGGGCCGCUGGCACACGAAUGCAAUGAGAACUGAAGACACCGUCUUCUGCAUAUGGGAUCCAAGAAAUACAGGUAGUCACUUGUGUGUGAACAAUUCAGAGAGUGCAAAGGCUGGUCCCAGGUGUGGUUUGUGGAGCCAGGAAAUUCUGGGCGCUGUCGUCCUGCAGAUGCCCAGCACGGGCCAGCACCUGUAUGACAGAGCAUGCCUCAGAGGCACCAGUCAGACUCCUGCUCCGGUAGCAUUUUGUUUCACCUACUUUUUUUUAUGCCUCAAUUCUCCUGUUUGUGUGAUUGUUUCACCUACUUGAUUCUACAACAAUCUGCAACAUGGUAGUGCUAGAAUUUCAUAUGUGCAAUGGGGAAGCUUGCUGCGUUGUGCUGUACAGCGAUGGAAACGCGAGCUGCCUGGCCGGCGGCCGGGUCCUGCGCCCCAGGGCGCUUGCCGGAGGGGCCCUGAGCCUGAGCCUGAUGGGGGCCUAAAGCCUCUUUUAAAGACUCGCACGCUUUUGCAGUUUCCCAGAGCUGAUGGUGCCGAGACCGGCGGCAAGGCCACAUUGCCCACUCGCAGCCUCGCUACAUAUAGAUAUAGGCCGCAUUGCAGUCUCUCCUCGCAGUCUCUUCUCCCUUGCCUUCCCGUCUCUCCUGUUGGGGCGAGCCUCCUCUCCUCUUGUUGGCCAUGGGAGCGUGCGCGACGAAGCCGGGUGACCUCAAGGUCAAGGGCGAGGCGCCGCUGGUGGCGGAGGACGCCGCGGCGGCACCGGUGGCGAGCGAGGAGAAGGCGAAGGCCGACGGGGUCGUCCCGGCGGCCGCCGAGGCCGACCCGGCUGACGCCAGCCGCCGGAGGUCCCUCAGCGACCUGCUCAAACAGGAUGCAGAGACUAUUGAUAGAGAGGCGGCAGAGAAGGUCGUGACUGCGGAGCCAGCAACAGGUGCUGUCGGCGACGCCGGGGCAACGAUGGGUGAUGGAGAGGCUGAUAAAGAGGCAGCAGAGGAGGUAGCGGCUGUGGAGCCAGCAACAGGUGCUGCCGGCGACGCCGGGGCAACGAUGGGUGAUGGAGAGGCUGAUAAAGAGGCAGCAGAGGAGGUAGCGGCUGUGGAGCCAGCAACAGGUGCUGCCGGCGACGCCGGAGCAACGAUGCGUGAUGGAGAGGCUGAUCAAGAGGCAGCAGAGAAGGCCGUGGCUGUGGAGCCAGCAACAGGUGCUGCCGGCGACGCCGGAGCAACGAUGGGUGAUGGAGAGGCUGAUCAAGAGGCAGCAGAGAAGGUCGUGGCCAUGGAGCCAGCAACAGGUGCCCCCGGCGACGCCGGAGCAGCAACGAUGGGAGCACAAGCACCAGUCCAGGCCUCAGCCGCAACCGAGCAGGACGGCGAGCUGAAGGACGAUCCUCAUGGCAACGUGCAGGCGGUGGUGGAAGAAGAGAAGCGUGUCGAUCCUGACUCGGUCCAAGUUGUUGUUCCUGCUGCCGCUGCUGCUGCUGCCGCCCCAAGUGCCGAGGAAGGCAAGGUUGCUGAUGAUGCCUCUGCCUGAAAACAAGGACAUUGUCUUGCGAUUCUUUCUUUCUUUUUUUUUAUUGGUGAGGUACAAUUUAAUGGCGUGGUGAGAUUGAUAGCUUGUGCUGGCAAGCUGAUCUGGAGUGCUGGGACUUGGGAGGGCAGUUGUUGUGGACCAGGUUGUGCAUCGCUGGAUUAUGUUACUGUUUACACAGAUUUUUCUAGGAGUAUCAAGCUGUCCUUACUAUAAAUGAUUCAAACAACUUGCAUUUGCAA
Messenger RNA from Panicum hallii, 3226 nucleotides. RefSeq names its product circumsporozoite protein-like. The transcript has 2 exons. NCBI's taxonomy places the organism in Eukaryota, Viridiplantae, Streptophyta, Magnoliopsida, Poales, Poaceae. Bases 2136 to 2987 code for a protein of 283 amino acids. The record is from RefSeq and is a predicted model, not a curated record.